AUGAGGUCGUCCGUAAUACUUUUCAAACGUUUUAAUACUUCAUUUUAUCAUCGUCUCUCGUCGACAUAUGCAGUUCAAGAAAUUCAAGCUGAUCAAUAUGGUAUACCCAAUGAGGUACUUAAAUUGAAUCAAACAACAACACUUGAUUCAAAUCAAUUAAAAGCUAAUGAAGUAUUAAUUCAAUUAUUAGCAUCACCAAUAAAUCCAGCAGAUAUAAAUACAAUUGAAGGAAAAUAUGCAUUACUUCCAUCAUCAUUACCAGCAACAUUUGGUAAUGAAGGUGUUUUUCAAGUUAUUGAUCAUCGUGCAUCAAAUGAACAACUUCGUCCUGGUGAUUGGGUCAUACCUAAAAUGCUUCAAUGGGGUAAUUGGCGUUCACAUGCAAUCGUAUCAAUAAAUGAUUUAAUAAAAAUUCCUUCGGAUAUUAAAAUUGAAGCUGCUGCAACAUUAUCAGUCAAUCCUUGCACAGCAUAUAGAUUAUUAAAAGAUUUUGUAACAUUAGAAAAAGGUGAUACAGUUAUACAAAAUGGUGGAAAUUCAAGUGUUGGACAAGCAGUAAUACAAUUAGGUAAAUUAUGGAAUAUUAAUGUUGUUAAUAUUAUAAGAAAUCGAGAUCAAGGUAUGAAUGAAUUAGUAGCAUAUUUAAAAUCACUUGGUGCUGAACAUAUUUAUAUUGAAGAAGAUUUACGAAAAGAAACACUUCGUUCAACUCUUUGGUCAACAAUUCCUCGACCAAAACUUGGCUUUAAUUGUGUUGGUGGAAAAGCGACAAGUGAUCUUCUUCGUGUACUUGAUAAAUCAGCUACCUUAGUUACAUACGGUGGUAUGAGUAAACAACCAGUGACUAUUCCAACAGCAGAAUUUAUAUUUCGUGAUCUUACUUGUCAAGGUUUUUGGAUGACUCAAUGGAAAAAAGAUAAUUAUAAAGGAAGUGAAUUCGCAAAAAUGCUUCAUGAAUUAAUUGGUUUUAUUCGACAUGGUCAUCUUAAACCGCCAAAAUGCCAAACAUUUUCAUUAACUGAUUAUAAAGUAGCUAUUGAUCAAGCACAACAAUCAAUGAAUACGAAAAAAAUUCUUCUCACACCUUAA
Messenger RNA from Adineta steineri, 1089 nucleotides. The record is from the annotation of a GenBank genome assembly. Lineage: Eukaryota; Metazoa; Rotifera; Eurotatoria; Adinetida; Adinetidae.